ACUGACAGCUGCCACCAGUGUAAGUCCAUCGUUCAAAUCGGCAAGAACCUGGCACUGGUGAAGCCAGAUUGGGUUCCAGAGAUCUUCACCAAGAUCUGCAUCCUCAGUGGCAUAGCAUCUGAGGAUACAUGCAGAAACUACAUGGGAAGAAGCACCGUUGAGUCUGUCAGUGCUGGUACGGACUACACCAACAUGCUUCAAUUGAUUGACCCGUGGUCGCUGGAUGGUGAUUAUAUCUGCUAUUUCAUUCUGCUACAGAGAUGUCCACUGCCAGAGUUGCCAAACAUUGACCUUUCCUCAUGGUGGCCAGAGAAGCCUGAGUCGUCUUACAUUGCACCACCACCAAGCAAUGAAACGUUCAAUGUCUUGCACAUCUCUGAUUUCCACAUCCAAUUGGACUAUGAGCUUGGCUCUGAAGGUAACUGUACCAACCUGCUGGGCAUGUGCUGUACAGAUCACAGCUGGAACAAGCUCGAGAAGCCAGGCCAUGUUGAUAACUCGCACCUUAGGUUCUUUGACUCGUACUACGACGAUGAUGAACAGUUCCAGCUUGGUGAUGACGUGACCAGAGAAGUCUUCAACGCUAGCGUUUGGGACCCAGCUCAGCAAUUUGGGCACUACAAGUGUGACUCGCCAGAACUGCUCAUCAACUCUUCGUUGAAGUCCAUCGUAGACUAUCAAAAGGAGAAUGAUCUGGCUCUCGAUUUUGUCAUCUUCACCGGUGAUAUUGUUGAUCAUGACGAGUUUGAAGCCAUCAGCUACCAAGACACCAUUGAUUCUGAGACAACAAUCUUCAGAGACAUGAAGAAGUACUUCAAGAACACCCCAGUGUAUUCCGUCUUGGGCAAUCACGACACGUUCCCGUAUGGUCAGCUUGCUUCGGAAGCCACUGGUCAUAGAAACCUGUAUGAAUGGAACGACCAAUUGGCUGCUGAGUUGUGGAUUGGAAACGGAUGGCUUCCUGCAGAGAAGUAUGGGCAAAUCAAGAAGCACUACACAGGCUACUCUGUUGAGACAAGCAGAGGGUUGAAGGUCAUUGCACUGAACUCCAACGCAUACUAUAAAGGCAACUUGUACAAUUACUGGAACAUGACUGAUGGUAUUGACCAGUACGGUUCGUUGAAGUUCCUGAUCGAUGAGCUUGUCGAGUCUGAAUCUAAAGGACAAAGAGUGUGGAUCAUAGCCCACAUUCCGUUCAUUGUCGAUUCCAUCCCAAUUCAAGCUGAAGCCUACAAGCAGAUCGUCACCAGAUUUGCACCAGCUACAAUUGCAGGCCUGUUCUUUGGACACACGCAUCAGGAUGAGUUCAACGUGUUGUAUGCGCAUGAUAACAAGACAAUCGACAAUGCUCUCAUGAACACGUGGAUUGCUCAGUCCGUGACACCUUGGAUCAACUAUAACCCAGGAUGGAGAUACUAUGAGGUCGACAGCGAGACCUUCUCCAUCGUCAACUCCUACAACUUCUAUACAAAGCUGAACGAGACCUUCAGCGAUGAUGGUCAAGAACCAGUCUGGGAGCGUCUGUACAGUGCAAGGGAGUCAUACGACCCACAGGGGAAAUGGCCAUCCAAUGCUCCUCUAAAUGCCACCUUCUGGGCAACAGUGGCCGAGGACAUCAAAGACAAAGGCGAUGUGUCUCAAUUGUAUGCUGGUUUAUCCUUCAGAGAGUCUCCAUUUGUUCCAAGGUGUUCCGAGGGAGAAUGUGACGACACCUACUGCUAUGUCACCUCCUUCACGUUGAACGACUACUUCAAGUGCACUGGCAAGUUCUGA
Molecule: messenger RNA, 1773 nt
Organism: Williopsis jadinii
Lineage: Eukaryota; Fungi; Ascomycota; Saccharomycetes; Phaffomycetales; Wickerhamomycetaceae
Product: PPN1 endopolyphosphatase family protein
Exons: 1
Molecular function (GO): hydrolase activity
Source: RefSeq, a predicted model, not a curated record